GCAAACAGACGACAAGUCAUUGAGGUGAAGCGAUUGAGAAGAAGAAAAUGGGGAAGAUUCCGGUAAAGAUGAGAGCAGUGGUGUACGCGCUGUCGCCGUUUCAGCAGAAGGUGAUGCCCGGCCUCUGGAAGGACUUCACCGGAAAGAUCCACCACAAGGUCUCCGAGAACUGGCUCAGCGCCACCCUCCUCCUCACUCCUCUGGUCGCCACCUACUCGUAUGUGCAGUAUUACCAGGAGCAGGAGAAGUUGGAACACAGGUACUGAAGAUUUGGGCUUUGAUUUGAGCUGAAAAGAUUGGGAAUUUUUCUUGUUAGCUGCAAUGAUAGACUGUACUCUGAUUGCAAUUACACUAGUUGAAAUUUGAAUGUUUUGUGUUGAAAUUAAAUGACGGUGACCCUGAAAUGAAGAAGGGUUUGAGUUUUAUUGUUCUGGAAACAAGUUUGUAAUUUGUUAAUCAGAUGGUUGAAGUUGAUAUACAAAUUCAAUCUGCGUAAUAAAUUGAGAUUGCAGUA
This is a messenger RNA of Pyrus x bretschneideri (Chinese white pear), 514 nucleotides long. Its product is annotated as cytochrome b-c1 complex subunit 8-like. Gene Ontology annotation, biological process: mitochondrial electron transport, ubiquinol to cytochrome c. NCBI's taxonomy places the organism in Eukaryota, Viridiplantae, Streptophyta, Magnoliopsida, Rosales, Rosaceae. The coding region runs from base 48 to 266 and encodes 72 amino acids. The record is from RefSeq and is a predicted model, not a curated record. The transcript has 2 exons.